This is a messenger RNA of Talpa occidentalis (Iberian mole), 6778 nucleotides long. RefSeq names its product kelch like family member 28 (gene KLHL28). The transcript has 5 exons. Bases 291 to 2009 code for a protein of 572 amino acids. The record is from RefSeq and is a predicted model, not a curated record. Gene Ontology annotation, molecular function: protein binding. NCBI's taxonomy places the organism in Eukaryota, Metazoa, Chordata, Mammalia, Eulipotyphla, Talpidae.
UAAGCAGAUAAAGAACUGCAAAGAAUCUUGAACUUGAUUUAACAGGUAGUUAUUGUGUUACUGGUAUAAUUUCUGUGUAGGAUGUAGGAUGUAGCAUAUGAAUAAAUACGACAGAUUUUGGGGAAUUUGUUUUUUAUGUGAGAGAAGCGAGAUAUAAAUAUAGACUAAAUGAAGAUGAGGAAGAACCCUGAAGUGCUAAAUUUGAAUUGAAGGUAUAAAUAUAAACUCACUUAAAAAAGAGAGAGAAAUAGAUACUCCAUGGUUCUGCACACUGAAACGGCCAAUCUGCAAUGAUGGACCACACAUCCCCAACCUACAUGCUUGCUAAUUUAGCACACCUACAUUCUGAACAACUUCUGCAGGGCUUAAACCUUCUUCGGCAACAUCACGAACUCUGUGAUAUCGUUCUUCGAGUAGGUGAUGUUAAAAUCCAUGCUCACAAAGUGGUACUUGCCAGCAUCAGUCCAUAUUUCAAAGCAAUGUUCACUGGGAACCUUUCUGAAAAAGAGAACAGUGAGGUUGAGUUUCAGUGCAUUGAUGAAACUGCUCUCCAGGCCAUUGUGGAGUAUGCCUAUACAGGAACUGUUUUUAUUUCUCAAGACACAGUUGAAUCUCUCCUCCCAGCAGCAAACCUACUCCAGAUAAAACUUGUCCUGAAAGAAUGCUGUGCAUUUCUUGAAAGCCAACUUGAUCCUGGUAAUUGUAUUGGAAUUUCUCGUUUUGCAGAGACUUACGGAUGUCAUGACCUUUAUUUGGCAGCCACUAAAUACAUAUGUCAGAAUUUUGAAGCAGUUUGCCAGACUGAAGAGUUUUUUGAGCUUACACAUGCUGAUUUGGAUGAAAUUGUUUCCAAUGACUGUUUGAAUGUAGCUACUGAAGAGACAGUUUUUUAUGCACUUGAGUCUUGGAUCAAGUAUGAUGUACAAGAACGCCAGAAAUACUUAGCGCAGCUACUUAACAGUGUGCGAUUACCAUUGCUGAGUGUUAAGUUUCUCACUAGACUGUAUGAAGCAAAUCAUCUUAUUCGUGAUGAUCGCACUUGUAAACAGCUUUUGAAUGAAGCCCUGAAGUACCAUUUUAUGCCUGAACAUAGACUCUCUCAUCAGACGGUCUUGAUGACACGACCUCGUUGUGCUCCUAAAGUACUGUGUGCUGUAGGAGGAAAAUCUGGACUGUUUGCCUGUUUGGAUAGUGUGGAGAUGUAUUUUCCUCAGAAUGACUCUUGGAUUGGUUUGGCACCCCUAAACAUUCCUCGCUAUGAAUUUGGAAUAGGUGUUUUAGACCAAAAAGUCUAUGUUGUAGGUGGUAUUGAAACUAAUGUGCGUCCUGGCGUCACUGUGAGAAAACAUGAAAAUUCAGUAGAAUGCUGGAAUCCUGAUACAAAUACCUGGACUUCUCUUGAAAGAAUGAAUGAGAUUCGAAGUACCCUUGGAGUCGCAGUACUUGCAGGAGAACUUUAUGCUUUAGGUGGAUAUGAUGGGCAGUCAUAUUUACAAUCUGUAGAGAAGUACAUUCCUAAAAUAAGAAAAUGGCAACCUGUGGCACCAAUGACUACAAAAAGAAGUUGUUUUGCUGCAGCUGUUUUGGAUGGAAUGAUAUAUGCAAUUGGUGGGUAUGGCCCUGCCCACAUGAACAGUGUGGAGCGUUAUGAUCCAAGUAAGGACUCCUGGGAGAUAGUUGCAUCUAUGGCAGAUAAAAGGAUUCACUUUGGUGUGGGUGUCAUGCUAGGCUUUAUUUUUGUGGUGGGUGGACAUAAUGGAGUCUCACAUUUGUCAAGCAUUGAAAGAUACGACCCUCAUCAAAACCAGUGGACUGUUUGUAGACCAAUGAAAGAACCCAGAACAGGAGUUGGUGCUGCCGUAAUAGAUAACUACCUUUAUGUAGUUGGUGGUCACUCAGGGUCAUCCUAUCUGAAUACCGUGCAGAAAUAUGACCCUAUCUCAGAUACGUGGCUGGAUUCAGCUGGCAUGAUAUACUGCCGCUGCAAUUUUGGAUUAACUGCACUUUGACAAGUAUGGACUUGUGGAAAUAGUAUGGUGAUGAACCUUGUGCCGCAUGAAAGGAUGCCGAAUUUCCUGAAACCCAAAAGCUGCAUUGCUUUCUUUUUAACUUGAAAUGGCAUGAAGACUCAAAUGUUUUGUUGGGCACUUUGAAUUGACAAGUAGCUUUGGUUGCUCUUGAAUAUAUAUAUAUAGUGAAUCAAUAAUCAAAAAAAAAGGGGGAGAAGUUCUUGCCAGUUGAAUUGUGCACUUUUUUUUUUUGUAGUACUGAGAAUAGUUUUAUGUUCACGUGAGUAUAUGUGGAGAGCACUUUGCUGCUUUGUUUCUUUGUUUAAUUUCAGCUCUCUCCCUUUUCUUGAUAUGCACCAUAAUUUACUAGAAUGAAAGAUGCUUUGCUGCUGAGUGUAUUGAAUGAAUGGACAGAGUGAUGAUACUGUCUGUUAGCUAUAAAUUCAUAUGCUUCACAUUUUAAACAACUAAAGGGCUGCUCCCCCCACCCUCCCCAGUACUUUGUAAGGGUUGUAAAUUACAUGCCACAUUGAAUCAUUUGAAUAUUCUUCCUGCUAAAUCGCGUUUGGGCUGGGGAUGUAUUAAGUUUGCAGGACAAAUACGCUUACUGUCAUAAUAUUUGAUGACCUAUUUUAAAGAUAAAGUCAAAUACUUAUUGUUUAUGCCUUUGUUGUACAGGCAGAUUAAGGCUGGAUGAAUUUAGUUAUCCAUCAUUGCUAUGCUAAGCAUGGAUAGACAGUUAAGCAUAAAAGUUUUGGUUAUUUGGUUUUUAAAUUUAUUUUUUGUCAUACUAUAGGCUUCCCAGUGUUGAUGUAAAUAUUUGACAAAUGUUGAUCAUCUGUAGUGCGUGUUGGUUUUUUAAAAUACAUCCUUUUAAUAAUUUUAGUUCUUUGCUUUUUCAAAGUGUUCAGAUAUAAAAAUGGUGCUAACUGUAGGAUCUCUAACAAGGCUAUAAUGAUGUUCCUUUUGAAUGUUCAGUAUGAGAAAUGCAUGAUAUGUCUUGGUAGUAUUUUUUAUUUAAAUGAGCUUGAUUCAUUUGUGUUUAUUUAAUAUGUUAGUGAUUUUAAAUAAAUAAAUAGAAUGUUAGUGAUUAUACUAAUGUUAACAUCCAAAAAUCACCUACAAGGCCUAGGUUAUGCUUUUCAUGAGUGAUUUAAAGAAAGAUUUUUAUCUUCUUUUGUCUUGUGCUAGAUAUUAUAUGUCCUUCUUAAUACAGGAAUAUAUGCAUUAAAUAUAAAGCAUUAGGCAGUUAUGCAUUACUUUAUACAUUUCUUAGGUAACAGUAUUUUAGAUAAUGAGGAAACUGGAACUCAAUGUUUACGUGAGUAAUGGUUCUAAAUUCAGUUCUAUUUUGACUAAUGACACGAUCUUUUAAAGCAAAAUUGUUAACUAUAGCCAAGUGACAGCUAAUUUAAAAGAAGUGGUUAACUCAUUUUUUUUUAGCAUGCUUUAGUAAAUGUCUGUGGGUCUUGAAUACAUAACCAUACCUGUGUUUUAUUAGGAUGGUACUUGUCUUUUUGGUACUGUAGUCAUUUUGUUUUCUUUUGAUUUUAUUUUUACCUGUUCACUAUCUCAUUAUAGUCUCUGCAAAACCAGUGUAUAUUUGUUUCCUAAGAAAACAUUCAUACUGCAUUCUUAAGUGCCACAAUGUUCUAAACUAUUGUUAAGAAGCCAUUUGUAAUUAUAAGAUGUAGGUUUAUUUGUUUGCAUAUGUUGUUUCUUGGAAACUUUAUAGCCGGGAAAUUUGCAGUUUUCCUUGUUCUUCCAUAAACUGCCAGUUGUAGAUUUAAAUAUAUACUAUAAAACUAUGUAAAAUUAUCUUUACUCAUAUAAGUAAUAUCAUGCUUUAUGAAUAUUUGCACAGAUUAUAAAACCUUGCAAGUGAAUUUUAGACUUUAGAUUAAGAACUCAACAGGAGCUACUGAUAAAAUUAAUAGACUGAAUAUUUUCUAUGUUGCUUGUUUGAAUAACAUGAUAUAUAGCAAUAACUUUUUAAUUAAUUUGAAUAUAUCCAUUGAAUAGAAACAAGGUGCACUAUUAUGAUUGGCCUAGACUUUAUUUUUAAAAAAGCAAUUUAGAAUAAAUUUCAUCAUUUAAUUUUAAAUUGUAGCUCAGUUUCUUUCUGUUUAUACCAAUAAGAUUGUUGAAUACAUCCUAACUCCCCAGAUUAUAAGGGAAUGUGAAAGACUUAGAGAAUUAUUUUAAUUGUAAACAGAUAAACAUUUUAUUUUGCAGUGUAUUACUCAUUUGUCAUCUUCACCAUGAAGAUAGUAUAAAAUGUAAAAUUGACAAAUUCGAUCAAAGGCAUAUAUUUAUCAUUGGUUUGGAAAAUUUUGGAAAAAUUUAGAAAAAAUUUAGAAAAAUCUAAAUUUCUUAUUGGUGAAAACUAAAUGUAAAACAUCUUGGACAGGAGCCUAUACCAGGAACAAAUUAUGAAAAUCCUUUAGAAGAAGAGAGAAAAAGCCCAAAUUUAGAAAUACUCAUUUUAGGUUUGCUAAAUGUACUAUACCAUUAAUAACUACCAGAAAUACUAAUGUGACCUGACAGCUAAUAACUAUAUAAUAUAGUCUUCUUGUAUAGAUUUAUGAGAAGUUUCAUCAUGAGUGCUCCACUGACAGAUUGUAAAUUUAGUCAACAUGUUUAUGUUUAGGAGGAUUAAAAUGUUUAAUUAUAAAUUCCCAGGGCUAAAGAUAUUAGAAAUAAUUUUAUAUACUCAGGCAAGAAGAAGAAAGUUGUUUAAUAUCACCCAAAACAUAUUUUGGAAAAAAGUGUGUAGGGGAAGUAGGUACAGAAAUUAAUCAGUUGGGAGAUGAUUGCCUUCUAUAAUUAUGUUAGGAAGAAUUAAUCUGUUAGGAAUGUUUGACUACUUAAUAUUUGUUGAAUAUAAAAUUGUAGGACUUUAAUGAUUUUUAAUGUUGCCCAAAGGAUAUUACAUAAAAGUUCCAUAUGUUACCAAUACGGUUUGAAUAUUAAAUUAUAGGAAGUGGUAUCAAGUGAUAGGAAAAUGGCAUUAGGUCUUGAAAAAUUAUUUUGAUAGCUUGACAAAUGUGGAGGAUCUACUGUUUGUAUGAUAUAUUGUGCUAGAUGCUGUCAGGACUAGAAAUGUAAAUAAGAUAGAAUCUUCUCACUCAAAGAAUAAAAUAUAGUGAGGGAAACCUGUGCCCAAGUAACUAUUAUGCUGAAGUGUGAAACUAAUUCCUUAUCUCUAAUAUUAUAAGAAAUGAUUAGAGGCCCAGUUUAUGUAUAAAUUUUUGUGUCCUUUAAUGUUCAGUUAGGUUUUAUUGACAUAAAAGUAAGAAUUAUAAAAAACCUAAUGUUUAUAGAACUCCAAACUUCCUGGGAUUGGAUAUUUUUUCUAGUGGAAAACAACAUUAUAGAAACUUUAAAAAAUAUUUACUAUAUUUAUCAAGACUGGCUAACAUUGAAGGAAAUAUAUGUAUAUAUAAUGCUAUGUUUGUUUUCAGUUUUGGUGUUGGAUUUCUGGUAUUGUCACCUAAGUGCUCAUUUUCAGGAAAAUCAGAUUCUACAAUAAAUAUACAGCUUAAAGUUCAAUAAACUUGUGAUAACCUCUAUAACCUCUGUAGUCAAAGUUAAGAAAUUAUAAGAUGUCACAUGUCAAGUUAACAUCCAGUUCUACUUUUUUUUGUUUGUAAAAUAGCACUUUAAUUAGACCUGAUUUAAUUAGAUAUGAUUAUUCUAUGGCUGGAUAUAUAUAUAAUGGAUUUUCAUUUAUAGUAUAUUGAUUCAGUGUUGAUACACAUUUAUAAAGAGUGAGGAAUACAGGUUUUAAAAACUACAGGUUUACAAGUUGUCUUACUGGUGUGAAUAUGGAGUCAAAUAAAAAUCCAGUUUACAUCUCUGCAGAGAGAAAAGUUGUUAUCCAUAUGUCUUUUAUAUUAUACUUAGGGAUAAUUUAUUGUUAAUUUUGUAAAGUUAUGUGUAAGUCCCAUUUAUUUUAAAAUACUAAGCAAAAAGUUCCAAGUUUGCCUUAAAAUACAAGUGAAAUUAAAGAACUGGAUGAUAAUGCCUAUAUUUUUGCCUUAUGAAUUGUGCUGUAUCAUAAACCAGAGAUGGUUUUGACUUUAACAGGAUUCUGAAAUUUUGUAGAUGUAGAGUACUAAUAAUUUGUACUCUCUUGCAAAGAAUGUGAUCUAGUUAUGGAUUGUGUUAAUGUUUAACUGUUUUUGUAUAUGUAUUUUACCUCUGAGUAUAUCUUUUUAGCAUCAGGGUUUUAUUUUUGUUUACAUAGUAAAGUGGCAUUUAACUUGAUGAAGGUUGUAUUGUCUUUUAUUUUAGAAGUUCUUUAUGUGUACUAUUGUGAUAAUGCUCUGUAAUGACUAUGGUUAAAUUUCGUUUAAUGUGAAGUAUUUAAAAUAAAUCUAAAAACCGUGAUUUGUAUGUUUCCAUUAUUGUGAACUUUGUCAUGCUCAACUCUUAGGUUUUUUUUUAGUUAAUAGGUAGUGACCAUAAGAGUUGAGAUGGGUGUGGGUUAGCUAGUCCUUUACAUCCUCAUUACCAGCUUAUAGGCUAAAUUCUGCCACUUAUUCAGAUGCUUACUAAAGAGAUACUCAUUAGCAAAGUAGGCACAGAAGAGUUCAGUCAGUAAGUUCAAUGCAGUCCAAGCCUUUUGUUCUUUUAGAUUCUUACCAGCCUUACCAGAAUUAUAAGAAAGGUUUACUUGAAGCAGGCAAUGCAAAAUUCUUUAGGAUUCUGUUACUUUCAUGUUGGUGAACCCUAUUUCUCAAUAAAUAUCCCUGACAUUUUAUAUA